CUCAACCUUGUUCAUCCCAGGACCAGAUAUUAUGUCGACUGAUAUAAUGAUAAUUUCCGUCUAAUUUGCAGCAAAGAAGCGUCAAACAGAUGCUGAAACUCGCUCGAUCAAGAGUACCUGCACGUAUUCUCUAUCCCGGGUAUCACCACACCCAUAUUACUCAAUCGCCAUUUUCUCAGUACCGCACAAUGUCCUCCUUAAUGCACCGACGCCCAGGAGGGGGCCUGUUCUCCCUCAUGCGAGCGCUAGACGAUUUCGACUCCUCCCUGGCCAACCGGUCCUUCGACAAUCAGUUCACAGCCUACGCACCACGCUUCGAUUUACGUGAAACAAAGGACAGCUACCAUCUGGACGGCGAGCUUCCUGGAGUGGAAAAGAAAGACCUUGAAAUCGAGUUCCCUGAUCGAAACACUCUGAACAUCAAGGGCCACAGUGAGUCUUCGUCUUCUAAAGAAGGUAACGAGGGCACUUGGUGGUAUGUCGAGCGUUCGACGGGAGAUUUCCGACGCUCGUUCAACUUUCCUACUCCGGUUGAUUGCGACCAUGUUGAUGCAAGUCUGAAGAAUGGCGUUCUCUCCAUUAAGAUUCCGAAGUCUGAGGGGGCUCCUACUGGAAAGCGCAUCGAUAUCAAGUAGCUGUUUGGAGUGGGCUAGUCACGACGAUUUACAAGUAUUCCAUAUAUCCUUUAUGUAUUGAUGUCUCAGAUCAACAGUUUGCACAGAAUGCCCCAGUGUCCAAUA
Messenger RNA from Aspergillus nidulans FGSC A4, 740 nucleotides. Its product is annotated as Hsp20/alpha crystallin family protein. The transcript has a single exon. The record is from RefSeq and is a predicted model, not a curated record. The coding region runs from base 90 to 635 and encodes 181 amino acids. NCBI's taxonomy places the organism in Eukaryota, Fungi, Ascomycota, Eurotiomycetes, Eurotiales, Aspergillaceae.